Molecule: messenger RNA, 1007 nt
Organism: Sceloporus undulatus (fence lizard)
Lineage: Eukaryota; Metazoa; Chordata; Lepidosauria; Squamata; Phrynosomatidae
Product: protein monoglycylase TTLL8-like
Exons: 3
Coding region: 251-832 (193 amino acids)
Biological process (GO): cilium assembly; cilium movement; protein polyglycylation
Cellular component (GO): cilium
Molecular function (GO): protein-glycine ligase activity, initiating
Source: RefSeq, a predicted model, not a curated record
GUUCAGUCAGUAGCCACAUGAUGGGAGAAACAUGGGUUUAAUAAGAUCUCUUGUGUUCCUGACUGAGCUAUCCUGUACAUUUGCAUUCUGUUGGAGAUAUAACAGAUCUGAGUUUUCAGAAGUCCAGGAAUUGAGCAUUUCAAACCAAGACUACCUCACAUUUUUUGUGUGUGCAGCACUUUGCAUUGCCAUUCUGUUUAGAGGGCGGAGAAUUGUAGGCUAACUAUAGAAUCUACGAUUGAACAGUACUAUGCUCUCAUUCAAAAUAGUAUGCAAGAACAGACUGGAAGAAAUAUUAAAACUAGUUGAACCAACAGAUCAAUUUCCAGUGAAAGAUCACAAGUGGAUUGUCCAAAAGUACAUUGAGGCACCAUUACUGAUUUAUGAUACAAAGUUUGAUAUUAGGCAAUGGUUUCUUGUGACAGACUGGAACCCCUUGGCAUUAUGGUUCUACAAAGAAAGCUAUCUGAGAUUUUCCACUCAACGUUUCUCCUUAGAUAAUCUGCACAGUUCCAUUCAUCUUUGCAAUAAUGCCAUCCAGAAAAAUUAUAAGAAUCCUACUGACUGCAGUUCACAUUUGCCUUAUCACAAUAUGUGGACAAGCAGCAAAUUCCAAGACUACCUGCAAAAGAGAGGCCAUGGCCACAUCUGCCGAAAUGUGAUCUACCCAUCCAUGAAAAGAAUUUUAAUCUAUACCAUGAAGAUGGCUCAGAACCAGGUUGAAUCACGGAAGAGCAGUUUUGAACUCUAUGGAGCGGAUUUCAUUCUUGGAAAUUCCACCCCCAGGCUGCCCUUAAUGGCCGGUCUAAACAGGGCGAUAGUUUCAUCUUAAGGCCAGCUAAAUCCUCUCUGCUAUUAAUUUCUAUCCUCCUUUACUGGCUGAGUAUACCAGCCUGUCUCUAGUGAUAUACUAGCAAGGACUCUAUUCAGUCAUAUCAUCAAGAUCCACCCAUGCAUGAAGCUCCUCAGCUGAUACCGUUGGAGCAGAAUGGUAGUAUGGUAGUAAA